This is a messenger RNA of Phyllostomus hastatus (greater spear-nosed bat), 952 nucleotides long. RefSeq names its product basic leucine zipper ATF-like transcription factor (gene BATF). Lineage: Eukaryota; Metazoa; Chordata; Mammalia; Chiroptera; Phyllostomidae. Gene Ontology annotation, molecular function: RNA polymerase II cis-regulatory region sequence-specific DNA binding; DNA-binding transcription factor activity, RNA polymerase II-specific. Gene Ontology annotation, cellular component: nucleus. Bases 257 to 634 code for a protein of 125 amino acids. The record is from RefSeq and is a predicted model, not a curated record. The transcript has 3 exons. Gene Ontology annotation, biological process: regulation of transcription by RNA polymerase II.
GUUACCAGAAACCACAAGAGAGCCGUGAGUGCCCCAAAGCAAAACGACAUGUCCCUGCGGGGAGCAGUGCCUCUGUACCCCAGAGUGUGGAGGACACAAGGGUCAGAGGUGGCUGCAGAGCAGGCAGAGGAGGCACCUCUCGAGGAGCUGGGCUGUGGGGCUGCCAGCCUGGGAAGCGUCAGGAAAGGAGGCCAGCUGGUGACAAGAGAGCCCAGAGGCGCCUGGGGCUGUGUGGAGAGCCCGGAAGACUGCAGCCAUGCCUCAUAGCUCCGACAGCAGCGACUCCAGCUUCAGCCGCUCUCCCCCUCCAGGCAAGCAGGACUCAUCUGACGACGUGAGAAAAGUUCAGAGGAGGGAGAAAAACCGCAUUGCUGCCCAGAAGAGCCGCCAGAGGCAGACGCAGAAGGCUGACACCCUGCACUUGGAGAGUGAAGACCUGGAGAAACAGAACGCGGCUCUGCGCAAGGAGAUCAAGCAGCUCACGGAGGAGAUGAAGUAUUUCACGUCGGUGCUCAGCAGCCACGAGCCCCUGUGCUCCGUGCUGGCCACCAGCGCGCCCUCGCCGCCCGAGGUGGUGUACAGUGCCCACGCCUUCCACCAGCCUCACGUCAGCUCCCCGCGCUUUCAGCCCUGAACAGAGGUGCCAAAGCUCUCCCCCAGCUGCUCCAGCAGGCCUCCGGAGGGGCACACAGACUGUGGCCAGGUGGCCCUCGCCCCUCAGAGCCCUCUCUCUGCCUGGAGACGCCAAGACAGAGGCCUGGACAAAGACUGCGCACAGCACUGGAGCAGCUGGAAGUGGGCCAGGCCUCCCAGCAGGGCGGCAGCCCAUCUGCCCCGGCUGGACCCCACGCGGACGGAGGCCCAGCCCAGAGUUGUGUCAGCCAUAGCGCCAAAGGCCUACAACACAGGGUGGGGAGGGCUGGGGAGGGUUAUUUUUCUAAAUAAAUGUCUU